This is a messenger RNA of Sinocyclocheilus grahami, 339 nucleotides long. Its product is annotated as acyl-CoA-binding domain-containing protein 5A-like. Lineage: Eukaryota; Metazoa; Chordata; Actinopteri; Cypriniformes; Cyprinidae. The annotation marks the transcript as partial. Gene Ontology annotation, molecular function: fatty-acyl-CoA binding. The transcript is spliced from 3 exons. Gene Ontology annotation, cellular component: peroxisome; cytoplasm. Gene Ontology annotation, biological process: fatty acid metabolic process. The record is from RefSeq and is a predicted model, not a curated record.
GUUCAUUUCAGCCUUCCAAUGACAUGAUGCUGAAAUUUUAUAGCUACUACAAGCAAGCAACACAAGGCCCCUGCAACAUUCCCCGUCCAGGAUUCUGGGACCCUAUUGGCAAAGCCAAAUGGGAGGCGUGGAAUUCUCUUGGGGAAAUGCCGAAGGAGGAGGCGAUGGUGGCCUAUGUGGAAGAUUUGAAACUGAUUCUGGAAAGUAUGCCUGUAACAAAUGAGGUCGAGGAGCUUCUGCAGGUCAUUGGACCGUUCUAUGAGCUCAUUGAUGAAAAGAAGAAGAUAUUGCAAGUGUCAGAUUUGAGCGCAGGUAAACUGAACAACAGUGCCCUCUUGG